This is a messenger RNA of Mercenaria mercenaria, 5351 nucleotides long. RefSeq lists its product as uncharacterized. The transcript is spliced from 3 exons. The coding region runs from base 344 to 2482 and encodes 712 amino acids. Lineage: Eukaryota; Metazoa; Mollusca; Bivalvia; Venerida; Veneridae. Gene Ontology annotation, biological process: regulation of apoptotic process. The record is from RefSeq and is a predicted model, not a curated record.
UUUUAGGAUGGCCUAGUGCGACGUAAAUUACAGGCUACAUAUAAAUAUAUGAAUUAAAAUGAGGGAAAUUAAUUGAUAUUAUAAGAAAAAUGCAAUACAAAGAGGAAAUAUUUCAAUCAAUAAGUAUUCAGGUUAAACUUCAACUGUGUAAGUGUUAUCACCAGGAAGUGUUUAAUGUGUUUUAAUAAAGUGCUUACGCUUGCAUUUGUUAAACCUAUAUGAACAGUAACAUUUUUAUCUAAUAAACAAUUUACUCUUGCACUGAUUAUUUGCGGUGGAGUUAAACCAGGUUAAUUUCUAUUUACAGACAUUUUGGAAAAAAGAAUUAUUGCUACUGAACAAAAUGGAUUGGAAUUUAACUUUUAAUGGCCAUAUGAUCCGGAAUCAAGUGCAACUGUCAGAAGAUAUCUCACUCGUGUAUCAGCGUUUUGAUGGCCUGGAAAGUCAAAUUCAAACACUGAUAGAUGGUCAACAAUUAAUCAUUGGAACAAUUAACCGAACCUUAAAGAAAGACAAAAGACGUGCAGCGCAAAAACCACCUAAACAAAAACUGCUUGGACAAAAAAACAAGCAGCCAUCCAAGAGUGAUGUUUCAAGGCUACUUCAUCUACCAGAAGCUUUACAAAGAAACAUCAGUAAAUUUACUGAAAACGUCCUGUUCAAAACAUCAAACAUUCCCGACGACCUCAUAUCAAUGGAAUGUCUCAGUGAGGAUGAAUGCAGCGUUAUAUCUUCAAAACCGAGCCAAAAAGAUCAAACGAGACUACUUAUCAGAAAGAUAAAAGCCAGGGGACCUGAGGUUAUAGAGAAGUUUCUUCAUGUUAUUGGAAAAGAUCAUCCAGAACUGUACAUGGAAGUUUAUAAAUCACUUGAUGAAAUAGUGAGAAAAUAUAAAGACAAACCAGAAUGUGCCAUCUGUGUGAUGCAAUACACUGUUGAUUUGAAAGAUAUUGCAGAUUAUCUGUGGGAACAAAAAAUCAUAACAGAUAAUAUUUACGGAGAUAUUAUUGAGAGUGAAAGUUUAUACAGAAGCAGACCCAUGAUAUGGAGUAGCAUUAUCAAUUCCUUAAAUGAUUUCAAUGACAUUGGUGAAGCUAAAGCUAUUCUAAUCAAUGCUCUCACACCAAAAUAUGAACAUAUAGUGAAAUACAUAAAUCAAAAUCCAGACAGACCGUCCCUGAGUUGUUGGUGCUGCAGAAAAAGUAGACGGGCCAGACCGAGACCUCUGGUAUCAGAAUUUGGUAGCCAGACUGAUGUCAGCACAACUUCAGCCAAACUACCAAAGGUUCUAGAUGACGAUAAUUAUUCAGACGACAGCCAGUCAGUAAUUAGUUCUCAGGGACUGCAAAGCAGUAACCUUCUUUCGUACGAAUUGCCAGAGGUAUUUGAAAGCAUGGGGAACAUUUCUUUUCCACAACCAGAAAUUCAGAGUUCAGUUAUAGACAGCACAACUACCGUCACAAAUGAACUCACGGCAGAAAAUGAGAAUUCCAAGAGAUUAAACUCUGAAAGUUUUGUCCCACAAACUGAUCUAAAUGAAACACAAUAUCUUUCAUCUACAUUACCUGAGGAAUCUUCAGCUAUUGUCACAGAAGCAGAAACUAAGGAGAGACAAGAGCUAAAGCAUAGUAUCAGUACAGUAAGUAACACCUCAACAAUUUGCGCAAUUCAUUCUUUCAGUUCUCUUGGGGCAGCAGAUGACACAGUUCCAACAAAUGAAAUGCAAAUUCUGUUUCAAUCAGAGCUGAAAGACGAUGAAAACAAUUCUGUUUUCCAUGAUGAAACAGAUAAUGAUAAAUUUCAAGAUCUGAAUGAUGAAACAAUAUCCACAAAAGAAAGUAAAGCUGAUGGCAUAGUUAAAAAUUUUCCAAAAGAGUUAACAACAGAUAAUGGUGAGGAAAAGGAUAACACAAAAGCUAAAGAGGCAGAAGAUAUAUUUACAGAAACUACGUAUACAGGACAAAAUAGUGUUGGUGGAGAAACAGCUGAUAAGGAGGAAGCUGGAGAUAAAGUUGAGAUGGAGAAGGAUGCUAGAGAAGUAGCUGGUGACAGGAAGAAUGGUGGAGAAGUAGCUGUUGAGGAGGAUGCUGGAGAAGUAGCUGCUGAGCAGCAUAGUGGAGAAGUAGCUGAUGACGAGAUUGAUAGUAGAGAAGUAGCUGGUGAGGAGAAUGCUAGAGAAGUAUCUGCUGAGCAGCAUAGUGGAGAAGUAGCUGAUGAUGAGAUGGAUGGUGGAGAAGUAGCUGAUGAGGUGAAUGGUGAAGAAGUAGAUAAAAAUACUGGUGAAGUAGAUGAGACAGAUGGUGGAAAAGUAGCUGAUGAGGAGGAUAAUCAGGUUUCUUCUACAACAUUUGACCAUGCUAGUCUGCAGCAAAGGAAGUCAUCUAACAGACUUACAAAUACUCCUCAACAUGCUGAAAAACUUGGAAAUGUAGACGAUGGCAGUCAAGUGUCUUCAACCUCAUUAGACAGUCAGGGAGAUUAAAAAACAUUCUGGAACAUUUUACAUCUUAAGCAUGUUCCAAUUUUUGGUGCAUUCAAAGCUAGAGUGCUCUACUGUAAGAUCACACAACAGUUAGAAAACAAGGUAAUAUUUAGAAAAUGUUUAGGAAACAGAAAUUAUUUGUCAAAAAUGUUGAGAAAGGUGCAAAUAUAGAUGAAACUCAUGAAGAUGAUCAAAUAUCAAAGAAUUACACAAGAAACGCGGCAAUGCCACGAAACCAGGUUUUCAACACUUUUCAUAAGAAUAAACAAGAGUGCCAGAAUGUCACAAUAUACGCCCGUCACAGCAAAUUUCUUUACUCUAGCACCUGUAUUUGCAGAUGUAAUUUUAAUUUUGUGGUUGUUUAGUAAUCAUUGUAAUUCUUUUGUUUUUCUAAGUCCACAAAAAAACUCCUUACCAGGUAGAGAUACCUUAAAAUACACCUAAAAUUAGAAAGUAACAACUAUGUUGUACCACAGAAAAGUGGUCUUGGUUUUUCCCUAUGGUCAAUUAUAAAAAAGUUACAAUAUAAGUUAUUUAUAGUAACAACUAAGGGAAGUUAAUCUUAAAAAAAAAAAAAAUAAAAAAAAAAUAAAAAAAAAAAAAUUGUAAGUCCACACAGAAAUCCUUACCAGGUAGAGAUUGGUCAAAAUACACCUCAAAAUUGCAUGUAACAUGCAUGUUGUACUACAGGAAAGUGAUCUCGAUUUUUCCCUACGUCUAGUAAUGAAAAAGUUACAAUAUAAGCUAUUUAUAGUAACAACAAAGGGAAGUAAUUCUAAAGAAGGGAACUGCGCAAGACACUUCGUCUCAUGAUGGUGUGUAAUUGUGCCAAGUUACAUCAAAAUCCCUCUAUGCAUGAAGAAGAUAUGCUCCGGACAAAGUUUUCAUUCUUGUAUCCUUUGACCUCUAAGUGUGACCUUGACCUUAGACCUAGGGACCUGGUUCUUGUGCAUGACACUCAGUCUCAUGAUGGUGAACAAUUGUGCCAACUUUCAUCAAAAUCCCUCCAUGCAUGUAGAAGAUAUGCUAACCCUAACCCUAACCUAACCCUAUUUUUAGUAACAAUGACUUUGACCUUGAUCCCAGAAACCCCAAAAUCAAUCCCAAGCUACAACUUUAUAUAAGUUUUCUAUACACUAAGUUUCAUCAAGAUAGCUCAUUCCUAAGUUAAGUUAUUGACCGGAAACCCUUUUUCUAUUUUAAGUAACAGUGACCUUGACCUUGACCCCAGAAACCCCAAAAUCAAUUCCAGCCUUUGUCUUGAUAUAAGCUACAUACAUACCAAGUUUUAUUCAAAUAUCUUUACCGAAACAAAAGUUAUUGACCAGAAACCCUUUUUCUAUUUUAAGUAACAGUGACCUUGACCUUGACCCCAGAAACCCCAAAAUCAAUCCCAGCCUUUGUCUUGAUAUAAGCUACAAACAUACCAAGUUUUAUUCAAAUAUCUUUACCGAAACAAAAGUUAUUGACCGGAAACACCAGUUUGACCAGCCGCCGCCGCCCCCACCGCCACCGCCGCCGCCACCGUCCGCCCGCCCGACCGACAUCUACCCCAAUCUAAUAACUCUGGUUAAAAAGAAAUCACAAUACUCCGCUCAGGAACAUAGCAAUUCAGAUCAGACAAUAAAGUGAUUUUAGUUGUUACUUUUUAAAUCUUGAUUCAUUUUUUCUAGUUCUGGGAUGUGUAGUACUUUAUUUUCAAAGUCCAUGCUCCUGUAUUACCACAGGUACCAGUAAUUCUUACAUACUUCUCUCUGAAUUAAGACAAAAAACAACAUUCUGUGAUUUGGGCAAAGGCCUAAAAACAGCUAGGUAGGAUAUUGCUUUAGAUUCUUUUUGUUCAGUCACGACUGCAAUACCAGUCACAAAUGCAUUAAGAAAAUAGUUAUAUUACUGCAGGAUCAAUCGGCUAUUACGCUUAAACUGUAACAUAUUUUUUCUCUCCAAAUUUUUUAGUAAGUCAGGGGUUGGGGAGUUGUUACGUACAUGUCAUUCCCUAUUAUGUUCAGCAUACUGUUUUAUCUUGAUGACUCAUUGUUUACUAUAAAGCUUGUCCUAGUUUUGAGACAUGUUUGUCAAUAAGUUAUUUGCAGACUGUGGCUUUUUUAUACAGGGUGUUUACAUCGGGUCAAAACUGUGGCCUCUAGAGUGUUUAAACAUCAUCACCUGACAUUUUUCAAUAAAAACCUUGUAAAGCUGGCUGGACACAACAGUUACUCUGUUCUACCUAUUCCCGAUAUAAAUAUCAUGUGACUGCUCUCCAUCAUCACGUGCCAUCUAUUUUUAAAUAUUGGUUCCACAAUGCUCUUUGUAGCUUAUGUACACUGGGAACAAACACGUUUAUUUUUAACUUCUAACCUAUAUUCCAGCAUGCGCCACAAAAUAAACAUGUUGGUUCCCAAUGUGUAAAUGAGUUACAUGUACACAGAGCACUGGUGGAACCAAUAUUUAGAAAUAAAUGUCAGGAGAUGAAACCCGAUUAUCCUCCUCCUCAUCAGUUACUUCUCCACCAAUUGUCUCAUUUACUUCUCCAUCAGUCUUCUUAUCAGUUUUACAAGGUUUUUAUUGAUUUCACCCGAUUGUGUGUAGAUGCUUUUUUUAUGGUUUUGGGGAAGGGUGGCAGGUCCUUUCAGAAGACGAAAGACCAAAAUAGUGGAGGAAAUGUGCGAUGAAAUUGUCAUCGCUGCCGACUUGGGUUUAAAUGCUAAUUUUGUUGCGAAUAUGAGAUAAAUUCAAAUGAACCUUACAUGUAUCAAAAGGAGAUUCAGUAGUAUUUCACUGAAGUGAAGUUGCCCCCUAGCACAAGCCCUUAAUGGGAAUUUCUACUGUUUUAAAAGACGAUUGAUUUUUAUUAAAAUUUAAAUUGUUA